Messenger RNA from Theileria orientalis strain Shintoku, 1401 nucleotides. Its product is annotated as Band 7-related protein. Gene Ontology annotation, cellular component: membrane. NCBI's taxonomy places the organism in Eukaryota, Apicomplexa, Aconoidasida, Piroplasmida, Theileriidae. The transcript is spliced from 10 exons. The record is from RefSeq and is a predicted model, not a curated record. The coding region runs from base 1 to 1401 and encodes 466 amino acids.
AUGAAUAAAUGCCUAAUAGGAGUGUUUUAUAUUUGCAUAUUGUAUAAGAGAUGUGUAAGCAUAUCCUGGUUCAACGCGACGGAUUCGAGCAGGCCCUACGACAUCAGGGAACAAAUAAGGCCAAAAAUAGAUAACCCAGAAGUGUUUGAUAACAUGUUGCGGUUUCUGGAAAGCAAAAGUAAGAUGGAAGAGGUGCGAAAACACACACGCAAAGGAACAGAGACCGUGGAAACAAUAUCGAAGUAUUUGGGGAAAGAUAUCGCAAAAAUCAUAAUUCAUAUCGCAAACAUGGCAAGCCUACAAUCAAAUCGGUCGAAGGAAUACGAAGAUUAUAACCUGGAAAUCAACUCAAACACAAUACUGGAGCACAUAGCGAGCGUACUGGAGUCACAAAGUAAAGGUAAAGAAAGCAGUAAGUCCUCCAUGGGAAGAACAAGUGCGGGAUUCUAUCCGCACUUCUCCAAGAUUGAAGGCAAACAGGACGUCCGCAGAAAUUUCAGCACGUUUAACUACAGAUCGACUGCGAAGAAUCACCUAGGAAUAGUAAUAGUGCCUCAGCAAUCAGUCUACGUAAUAGAGAGGUUUGGGAAGUAUAGGAAGACAAUAGGCGCAGGAAUACACCUGCUGUUGCCGACAAUCGACAAGAUAUCGUACAUACACUCGCUCAAGGAAAACACAAUAGUGAUCCCGAAUCAGACUGCAAUCACAAAAGAUAACGUGAUGAUUCAAAUCGACGGAGUUUUAUACGUAAAGUGCAUCAACCCAUACGAUGCAUCAUACGGAGUGGAAGAUCCAAUUUUUGCAGUCACACAACUGGCACAGACCACAAUGAGAUCUGAGUUAGGAAAACUUUCACUAGACUCGACCUUCCUGGAAAGGGACAACCUAAACAACUUAAUUGUAAACAAUAUAAAUGUGGCAUCGAAGUCUUGGGGGAUUAGUUGCCUACGCUAUGAAAUUAGGGACAUAACGCUGCCGAAAAAUAUAAUAUCGGCGAUGGAAAAACAGGCGGAAGCAGAAAGAAUGAAAAGAGCAGAAAUAUUAAGAAGCGAAGGAGACAAGGAAAGUGAAAUCAACAUAGCAAUAGCAAAGAGACAAAUAGAAAUACUCAAGGCAGAAGGAGAGGCGAAGGCAGAAAGGCAAAGAGCAGAAGCAGCAGCGUACACACUGGAAGUGCUAACAAAUACACUCAAGAAAGCAGGAGUCGUGGAGGCAGUGACACUGAGACUAGCGGAGAAGUACAUAGCAGCCUUUUCGAACCUGGCGAAAACAAAUAACACAAUCAUUCUGUCGAGCGCCAACGGAACAAACGAUCUAAUAACACAGGCAACAACAAUAUUCAGUAGACUAAAUAAACAAUGUGAGUUAAAAGGAAGUAAUCAGGCAGAUAGAAAUAAAUAG